Molecule: messenger RNA, 14637 nt
Organism: Arvicola amphibius (Eurasian water vole)
Lineage: Eukaryota; Metazoa; Chordata; Mammalia; Rodentia; Cricetidae
Gene: Grin2b
Product: glutamate ionotropic receptor NMDA type subunit 2B
Exons: 16
Coding region: 1-4920 (1639 amino acids)
Biological process (GO): synaptic transmission, glutamatergic; long-term synaptic potentiation; excitatory postsynaptic potential
Cellular component (GO): postsynaptic membrane; plasma membrane; NMDA selective glutamate receptor complex
Molecular function (GO): transmitter-gated monoatomic ion channel activity involved in regulation of postsynaptic membrane potential; NMDA glutamate receptor activity
Source: RefSeq, a predicted model, not a curated record
AUGGCUGCUUCCUGGGCUAGAGAGCUGGCUCAGUGGAUGAAGUGCUUGGGGGUACAGUCCCAAGGAUCCAAGUUCCAUCUCCAGAGUGCAUGUAAAAAGCUGAGCGUGGUGGCACGAGCCUAUAAUCCUAGUACCGGGAAGGCAGAGAAAGUAGGCUCGCUGUGGCUCACACACCAGCCAUCUUGGCCUAAUUGGGGAGUGUCCAUCCUGUGGCAGGUGCCCUUCAUCCUUCAUCAGGAUGCUGAGCUCAUGACCAUGGGCACACAGUUAGAAACUGCUGAUAGUUUGGGGCUUCUGAGGACUUUUUGGUGGGCAGAGUUGUGGCUGGGUCUGUUAAAUACUUUGGUACAUGAAGGUUCUAGAAUGCUGCCUUUAUUUGCUCGAGUAUUGGUAGAGUUGGAGGGUGGUGACUCAUUAUUGAAAUUGUCCAUCCAUUCUAGGUAUGAACAGAGAGUCGACAAGCUGAAGAUGAAGCCCAGCGCAGAGUGCUGUUCUCCCAAGUUCUGGUUGGUGUUGGCCGUCCUGGCCGUAUCCGGCAGCAAAGCCCGUUCCCAAAAGAGCCCCCCCAGCAUUGGCAUCGCUGUCAUCCUCGUGGGCACUUCAGACGAAGUGGCCAUAAAAGACGCCCACGAGAAAGAUGACUUCCAUCAUCUCUCAGUAGUUCCCAGGGUGGAGCUGGUAGCCAUGAACGAAACUGACCCAAAGAGCAUCAUCACCCGUAUCUGUGAUCUUAUGUCCGACCGGAAGAUCCAGGGGGUGGUGUUUGCUGAUGACACCGACCAGGAAGCUAUCGCCCAGAUCCUCGAUUUCAUUUCUGCUCAGACGCUCACCCCUAUCCUGGGCAUCCAUGGGGGCUCAUCUAUGAUAAUGGCAGAUAAGGACGAGUCCUCCAUGUUCUUCCAGUUUGGCCCGUCCAUUGAACAGCAAGCUUCCGUCAUGCUUAACAUCAUGGAAGAAUACGACUGGUACAUCUUUUCCAUUGUCACCACCUACUUCCCCGGCUACCAGGACUUUGUGAACAAGAUCCGCAGCACCAUCGAGAACAGCUUUGUGGGCUGGGAGCUGGAGGAAGUCCUCCUGUUAGACAUGUCUCUGGACGACGGCGACUCAAAGAUCCAGAACCAGCUGAAGAAGUUGCAAAGUCCCAUCAUCCUCCUCUACUGCACGAAGGAAGAAGCCACCUACAUAUUUGAAGUAGCUAACUCGGUUGGGCUGACCGGCUAUGGUUACACAUGGAUUGUGCCUAGUCUGGUGGCUGGGGAUACAGACACUGUGCCCGCCGAGUUUCCCACUGGGCUUAUCUCUGUGUCCUAUGAUGAAUGGGACUAUGGCCUUCCUGCUAGGGUGAGAGAUGGGAUUGCCAUCAUCACCACCGCUGCUUCCGACAUGCUGUCCGAGCACAGUUUCAUCCCUGAGCCCAAAAGUAGUUGUUACAACACCCACGAGAAGAGGAUCUACCAGUCUAACAUGCUGAAUAGGUAUCUGAUCAACGUCACUUUUGAGGGGAGAAACCUGUCCUUCAGUGAAGAUGGCUACCAGAUGCAUCCGAAGCUGGUGAUAAUCCUUCUGAACAAGGAGAGGAAGUGGGAGAGGGUGGGGAAGUGGAAAGACAAGUCCCUGCAGAUGAAAUACUAUGUGUGGCCUCGAAUGUGCCCCGAAACCGAAGAGCAGGAGGAUGACCAUCUGAGCAUUGUGACCUUGGAGGAGGCGCCGUUUGUCAUUGUGGAAAGUGUGGACCCUCUCAGUGGAACCUGCAUGAGGAACACGGUCCCGUGCCAGAAGCGCAUCAUCUCUGAGAAUAAAACAGAUGAAGAGCCAGGCUACAUCAAAAAAUGCUGCAAGGGCUUCUGUAUUGAUAUCCUGAAGAAAAUUUCUAAGUCUGUGAAGUUCACCUAUGACCUUUACCUGGUGACCAAUGGCAAGCAUGGGAAGAAGAUCAACGGGACCUGGAAUGGCAUGAUUGGUGAGGUGGUCAUGAAGAGGGCCUACAUGGCAGUGGGGUCACUAACUAUCAAUGAAGAGCGAUCAGAGGUGGUCGACUUCUCUGUGCCCUUCAUAGAGACUGGCAUCAGUGUCAUGGUAUCACGCAGCAAUGGGACCGUGUCGCCUUCUGCCUUCUUAGAGCCAUUCAGCGCUGACGUGUGGGUGAUGAUGUUUGUGAUGCUGCUCAUUGUCUCUGCCGUGGCUGUCUUUGUCUUCGAGUACUUCAGCCCUGUGGGUUACAACAGGUGCCUAGCUGAUGGCAGAGAGCCAGGCGGCCCAUCUUUCACCAUUGGCAAAGCAAUUUGGUUACUCUGGGGUCUGGUGUUCAACAACUCCGUCCCUGUGCAGAACCCAAAGGGGACCACCUCCAAGAUCAUGGUGUCAGUGUGGGCCUUCUUUGCUGUCAUUUUCCUGGCCAGCUACACUGCCAACUUAGCAGCCUUCAUGAUCCAAGAGGAGUAUGUGGACCAGGUUUCUGGCCUGAGCGACAAGAAGUUCCAGAGACCUAAUGACUUUUCACCCCCUUUCCGCUUUGGGACUGUGCCCAAUGGCAGCACAGAGAGGAAUAUCCGCAAUAACUAUGCAGAAAUGCAUGCCUACAUGGGAAAGUUCAACCAAAGGGGUGUAGAUGAUGCAUUGCUCUCCCUGAAAACAGGGAAGCUUGAUGCUUUCAUCUACGAUGCAGCAGUGCUCAACUACAUGGCUGGAAGAGAUGAAGGCUGCAAGCUGGUGACCAUCGGCAGUGGCAAGGUCUUUGCUUCCACUGGCUAUGGCAUUGCUAUCCAGAAAGAUUCCGGGUGGAAGCGCCAGGUGGACCUGGCUAUUCUGCAGCUGUUUGGAGACGGGGAGAUGGAAGAACUGGAAGCUCUCUGGCUCACUGGCAUUUGCCACAAUGAGAAGAAUGAGGUUAUGAGCAGCCAGCUGGACAUCGACAACAUGGCAGGCGUCUUCUAUAUGUUGGGGGCAGCCAUGGCUCUCAGCCUCAUCACCUUCAUCUGUGAACAUCUGUUCUAUUGGCAGUUCCGGCAUUGUUUCAUGGGUGUCUGUUCUGGCAAGCCUGGCAUGGUCUUCUCCAUCAGCAGAGGUAUCUACAGCUGCAUCCAUGGAGUAGCUAUAGAGGAGCGCCAGUCCGUGAUGAACUCCCCCACCGCUACCAUGAACAACACACACUCCAACAUCCUGCGCUUGCUCCGCACAGCCAAGAACAUGGCCAACCUGUCUGGAGUAAAUGGCUCCCCUCAGAGUGCCCUGGACUUCAUCCGCCGCGAGUCCUCCGUCUAUGACAUCUCUGAGCAUCGCCGCAGCUUCACCCAUUCGGAUUGUAAGUCUUACAACAACCCGCCCUGUGAGGAAAACCUGUUCAGCGACUACAUCAGUGAGGUAGAGAGGACAUUUGGCAACCUGCAGCUGAAGGACAGCAACGUGUACCAGGACCACUAUCACCAUCACCAUCGGCCACACAGCAUCGGCAGCACCAGCUCCAUUGACGGGCUCUACGACUGUGACAACCCGCCUUUCACCACGCAACCCAGGUCAAUCAGCAAGAAACCCCUGGACAUCGGCCUGCCCUCCUCCAAACACAGCCAGCUCAGUGACCUGUACGGCAAGUUCUCCUUCAAGAGCGACCGCUACAGUGGCCAUGAUGACUUGAUUCGUUCGGAUGUCUCAGACAUCUCCACGCACACUGUCACCUAUGGGAACAUCGAGGGCAACGCAGCUAAGAGGCGGAAGCAGCAGUAUAAGGACAGUCUGAAGAAGCGGCCAGCCUCGGCCAAGUCAAGGAGGGAGUUUGAUGAAAUCGAGCUGGCCUAUCGUCGCCGCCCACCCCGCUCCCCAGACCACAAGCGCUACUUCAGGGACAAAGAAGGGCUCCGAGACUUCUACCUGGACCAGUUCCGAACAAAGGAGAACUCGCCUCACUGGGAGCAUGUGGACUUGACCGACAUUUACAAAGAACGUAGUGACGACUUCAAGCGAGAUUCGGUCAGUGGAGGUGGGCCCUGUACCAACAGGUCUCACCUCAAACACGGAACAGGCGAUAAACAUGGCGUGGUAGGUGGGGUGCCAGCUCCUUGGGAGAAGAAUCUGACCAAUGUAGAUUGGGAGGAGCGGUCUGGGGGCAACUUCUGCCGCAGCUGUCCCUCCAAGCUGCACAACUAUUCCUCUACGGUGGCAGGGCAGAACUCUGGCCGGCAGGCCUGCAUUAGGUGUGAGGCCUGCAAGAAGGCUGGGAACCUGUAUGACAUCAGCGAGGACAACUCCUUGCAGGAACUGGACCAGCCAGCUGCCCCUGUGGCUGUGACAUCCAAUGCCUCUACCACCAAGUAUCCUCAAAGCCCGACUAAUUCUAAGGCCCAGAAGAAGAACCGAAACAAGCUACGCCGGCAGCACUCCUACGACACCUUCGUGGACCUGCAGAAGGAGGAGGCCGCCUUGGCCCCACGCAGCGUGAGCCUGAAAGACAAGGGCCGAUUCAUGGAUGGCAGCCCCUACGCCCACAUGUUUGAGAUGCCAGCUGGUGAGAGUUCCUUUGCCAACAACAAGUCCUCAGUGCCCACUGCCGGACACCACCACAACAACCCUGGCAGCGGCUACAUGCUCAGCAAGUCGCUCUACCCUGACCGGGUCACGCAAAACCCUUUCAUCCCCACUUUUGGGGAUGACCAGUGCUUGCUUCACGGCAGCAAAUCCUAUUUCUUCAGGCAGCCCACGGUGGCAGGGUCAUCGAAAACAAGGCCGGACUUCCGGGCCCUUGUCACCAAUAAGCCAGUGGUGUCGGCCCUUCAUGGGGCUGUGCCUGGUCGUUUCCAGAAGGACAUUUGUAUAGGGAACCAGUCCAACCCCUGUGUGCCUAACAACAAAAACCCCAGGGCUUUCAAUGGCUCCAGCAAUGGACAUGUUUAUGAGAAACUUUCUAGUAUUGAGUCUGAUGUCUGAGUGAGGGAAGAGAGAGAGGUUAAGGUGGGUACGGGAGGGGUAGGGCUGUGGGCCUCGUGGUGCGCAUGUCCUGGAAAGAGUCGGGGGUGAACUUGGCUCCCAUUCGCUUUUUCUUGUUCUUUUAAUUUCUCUAUGGGAUCCUGGAGUUCUGGUUCCUUCUGAAGGCAGCCCUCGUGGCCGGCACCAUUUCUCCUCCCUCCGCAGGUCUCUUCUCCCCGCAUCUGUCCACCACUCCUAUAGCCAUGAGAGGAUAGAACCGGCCUCAGCGUGGGAGGAUGGAGAGGAGACAGGAAGUGCUUGCUGCCUGUGGGCUUCUUCCCAGUGCGGAAGUGCUCUGAGCCCUGAGAGGGAGGCUUUCCUGAAACUGCUCUUUUUGGGGGGCGAGGAAGUGAAGGCAACCUAAGGAAGGCCCUUUGGCCUCCCAUUCAUAAGAGAGAAGGGGCUUUUUGCUGAAUUCUUGCUGUGUGGUUGGUGGUCGCCUAGGGACCCUAUAAACAGCAGAGGGCAGGAAGUGAUUCUGUGCUUAUAUAUAAGCCAAAUAAUAAGUUUGCCUCAGACCCAUAAAACUCUGCGGUGGCGAACCAAAGGGGAAGGCCAUUGGCAGACGAGGGAUUCCUGAGCAAACUGGGACGUUCACUGCAAUAGUGCCCUAUGGUUCACUGGAGGCAAGAGCAGAGAAUUCUGUGUGCACAUACGUCCAUGUACACCUGUACCCGCAUGUGGUCAGCUGCCUCUAGGUAAAGAGGGAGAACCUUGGCUCACUGCCUCCUUCCACGGGCUUAUAUAAUGUGCUUGUUUUGGCUUAUAUAUAAACCGGUGCCACAGGUUACCAGGAUUUGGGCUAGCUCUCCCUUUUCCCUUCUUCAGAGAGGAUGGAGGUUCUUGACAACGAAGAUUCUAUACUGUAGCGAAAAAAAUGACAAGAGAUAGUGAAAGGAACUGAGACAACCCUACAGCCUAGUAUGUCAGUGUUGUCUAUAGUUACUAUAGCUUAGACAGAAUUUGCCAGUAAGGCAUGAGGGAAAUCGAAGCAGCCAUGAGUCUUUUAUCCAAUCUCAGAGCAAAAGGUUCUAGAAAACUCUUUUAGGCAUUUAGCUCCUUGACUGGCUAAGGUUUGAGGAAGGACUCUCCACAGAAGGUUUUGAAGAAGAGAAUCAUUUACAGUAGGGUAAGUGAGAGAGGGGGAUGUUUUCAAUGCUUUGAUCCCUUCUUACUUAACCUUGAGCUGAAAGGGUAGGUAGAUCCCUCCAAACCGGCGGUAAGUGACAGGGGACAGACAGAGGAGAGAAAUGAGCUUGUCCUCCAGGGCACAGCUCUGGAAGCCAGAGAGAACGAAAGAGGUUUGGAAUAUGACUUGAACUAAUGUGAACACUCCUGAAAGAACCCUUCCUUUUCCGCAACCCCCACUUUCCUCUGAUUGUACCACUCAACAGUAAGCGUGUAUGCAAGUGUGUGUGCAUGUGUGUGUGCGCGUGCAUGUGUAUGUGUGUACGUGUGUGUGUGUGUGUGUGUGCGCGCGCGCGUGUAAAACUCCAGGUCCGGGGAUGGGGGUGUUGGCAGGAGUGAUGCCCCCUCGCUUAAAGUUGGAAAUUGAAGAAGGGAAAUGAGUAUUUGUGUCCCUGCCUGUCCUGAAACUUGGGGUAGGGGUGUCCUAUGGGUCAGUUCCACUGUCCUGCCGUCCCCUCACACAGGGUGGCAUCCAAAGAGCCCUGGGUUUGUUUGGAAGCGUGACUGCGGAAUCGCCUUGUCGCACACAGGACACAUAAACCAGAAAGGUGCUCACCCUCCUCUGGAACGAAGCCGCCAUGUCUCUUCACGUCACACCCUCCAGGGCUGCUCUUUGCCUUCCUGGUUGCUCUGCCUCACGACCCUCCCUCAUCUUCCAUCCUCGACUGCUGUCUCCCACCUUCCUCCUUGAUUUUUACCUCAGUAUCUUUCAUUUAAAAGCCAACCGAAGGCCUUGUUUUCUUUCUAAGAUGAACGUGGGGGCAAGGGGCUGAACCUCUCAACAGUUUGGAGAGAGGAGCGCGGAGUGCUUUACUUUAGGUUCCAGGAAAGACUCUGAGAGAGGUCAGAGGGCGUGAGGCAACUCCCGGAGGAAGGAGAAGGGCCAUAGAAACAUUGCUUCACUCUGGCUCUGUCCAAGGGCCAGGGGCUCACCCCUCACUCUUCCUCUUACCUCACCCCUUUAAAACUGAAAAAAGAAAAAAAAGCAAACCAACUAACCUAGCGAACAGCAAUCUAGAAAACAGGGGGCUCUGGUGGUCUCCACGGGCCACAGAAAUCAAGAUGGUGUUUAUUUCAUAUGUAAAUAUUUUGUUUUCUAAUUAAUUUUGUAUAGAUAAAGUGAACUCCUGUGAGUAUUCAGGGUGUUGAGCUGGAGGGAGUGGGGUGGGAAUGGGAAUGAGGGGGAAUUAUUUUGUUAUGGGUUUUCGUUUUCUGUUGGGAGGAAUUGUUUGUUAUGGCCUUUGCUUCGGCGUGUCUGGGAAAAGUUCAUGGGAACAGAAGCCACAAUGGUGGACAAGCCAGGGGAAAGUCAUUUCUGUCCAUGCCCCACCUCCAAAACCUGUCUUCCUGCUGGUUUGUGAGAAGUGACCGUGCACUUUGGCCUGAGUUUUGCAGGGUUCAAACCAGCACUAAGCAAAACUUGGUCUGACUCUUGUUUUCUAGGGAGACCAGGAAAUUACGACUCUGUCAAAGACAAACUGGUGGCAUCCGAUUUUUUCUUGUCAGUACCUGGGUUUGCAAAGGUUCCCCAAAGGGCUUGACAAAGAAUUGAGGUCUACUUACCUCCCAUUUUUGGCAUGGCUGAGAGGUUUCUGGAAGCUGGAUUCUGGGAAAUCUCACAGCAGCCUUCUCUGAUUCUUAACUAUCAUUCUACCAGUCUGACAUGUCAUACUCUAGUACCUGACCAUCCCAUCCUUCAUCUGUGUGCACCUAUAGAAAGGACCACUUCAGGCACACCCAAGAAAUGUCCACUCUUCCUCCUUCAGCAUCAUAUGGCUUCAGGCUGUACAAGGACAGCAAUGGAUACAGGGGUCUUACAGAUUUACAUGCCUUUCUAGGAACAUCACCCGAUCCCCUCAAAACUCAUUAGCCUAGUAAAGUAAUAGCUAAAAUUAGUUUCAGAGGUGGGAAAGAGGCCAUGUGAGGAACAGUACCAAUGGUGACUUUAUAGUUGCCUUGUUCUUGUUACUGCCAUCAGGAGGGUGCAAUUUUGUUCAAGUUAGCUGUCACAAAUCUGAUUCGAUAUUAACCAGACAAUAAAAUCUCUUUCACUGGGUUGCUGGCUUUGUGAAAGAUAGCAGCCCACCCCUCUCUCUCUCUUCCUCUCUCAUUUCUAAAUUGAUAUGCCCAGCAUACUGCCCUUCCCCCCUAUUCUCCUGCCAUCAGCGGCUGCCAGUGAGAUAAUUUAACUAUCCUAACGCCCUUAUUUGGUCUCAGUUGAUUUCUCCAACUGGAUUCUUGAAUUGGGACCAAAGUAAGAUAUUCAUGGUCUUCUCUGAAAAGAGUAAGGAAAUGAAGUCUGUCAAGUUUUCUAUGUGAAAUUCCACAGUAGCAAGUCAGUUGAAUACAUCAGGAAGAAUUCAGCAGCUGUUCCCACCUCCAUCCCUGAUGGAUAUGGACCAAGACCCAAUCCAUCCAAAACUGUGAGGUUCUGUAGAGCCCUGAGGAGCAUCUUGUGUUCCGUGGUGUCCUUCAGAAUCCAUGCUUUCUCUCACAAGUGCUCUCUACCAUUGUGAAAGUGGGUUGAUGGAUGUGGUCGCACAUCACUCCUCCUAGUGGCGAUGCUGACACUUCAGCAUGCCCAGUGACCUCAACAAUCUGAUCCUUGAAUUUGCCUGAGCGAAGAUGUGCACACCCUUUCAGAGUGCCGCAUGUACAGUGGACCUUGUUACUUCCAAGUUGUCACUGUGUAUCCUCAGCCAGAGCUUGGGAAACACCCUCCGUGUAUAUUCCCUGGGACUGGCCACAGCCAUCUUGUGAUUGGGGACAAAAAAAAAUCCCAGAUGAUCCCAUUAAAUGUCGGUGGUGUCAGUAGUGCCCAAACGCAUGUGUAAAAUAGGAGUCCUCUAUACAGUGACGUGAAUAUCACUUGCCCAGUCUUCCAUGGCCAUCAGCAAUUGCCCCAGGAAGAAUUCUCUGCAGAGUGCUGGUCACCUGCACCUCUCAUGUGAGAGCUAGGGUUUUUUGUUCUUUCUUUCUUUCUUUCUUUCUUUCUUUCUGUCUUUCUUUCUUUCUUUCUUUCUUUUUUAUUAGUUCAAGAUUUAGGGAAAGAUUAAUGUUUGGGCAAAAGCCUUUGGGAAAGUUAUUCCUAAACUCACUUAUUUUUUCUUUAAAUCACCAUCUCUGGAAAGGCCCUGUCCUUGCUUGGCACCCUAUGUGUGUCUGUUUCGGUGUGCUAGGAAUGAUUCAGGUGUGUGCAUAAAUGAUGUAAUGGCAGUUUUCUGGUGAAUGUGUUCAGUGUUUCUGGGCAUUGUGGCCAUACUGUAUGUUCCCAAAGCCAUAUAGAAAAUGUGUGAUCUUGGGGCUGCUGAAACACUAUGGCAUUGCUGCCUUUGCUUUCUUUGCCUUGGUGUCAGAGAGCCUUCUUGCUGCCUAAGGAUUCUUUAAAGGCAAGAAGCACCCUGAGGAGGUCAGUCAUAUUGGGGUGGCUCUGGCCUUACCAAUGGCAGAUGACCCGUGGCUCGCUUUCAAGAUCCUGAAAGAGCCUGCCAGCUGUUGACUUCCCAGGCAGAUUUGCUACAUUACGGCUGAGCUGUUCAUCUGCUGUUGAAAUGGAAGCAUUCCCAGGAAGAGUGACACACUAAGCCAUAUUAGGGAUUUGUACAUUUAAACACCUAAUCUACAUUAGGAUUUUCAUUCCUUUUUCUGGGAAUAAGCGACCAUAAGCCAGCAAGAGAAAGCAACGGGUGCAUCAUGGAGCAACAGAGCAGGGAGAAAGGAUAACGGGUCCAGAAAACAAGUCAUUUAAGCCGUGCUCCAUCACUACCUGUUUAGUUAAGGCCCCUGGCGACCCUCGGUUAGGAGUUCUAACUGGGAUCUAUUUUUAGCACACAGUCACGUACACAGUUUGGAGACAGCUACAUUCUACACCACAUAGGGCAGGUGAAAAUGGUGACCCGGGGAACAGAAGACAGUUGCCUUUCCUCAAAUGCAAGAUAUCGAGUAGAGAGCUGCAAGGAAAAAUGUUCAAUCGCGUUUAGCAUACAAUCUGUUAGUAGAUUAUAAAAAUCACGCAUUAUCUCUUCUCUGUUCUAGAUCAAAUAAUACACCAGUUAACUGAUUUGCCUGCAUUCUAAACAUUCCUAGUUGCCUUCUCCAUAUUCUCUGUGAAAGAGCCAGUUGACCCUCAGGUACUGUUUAACCUGUGGGCCCACCAUAAGGUUGGGUCAAUGUUAAAAUGCUCAUUUGUCAUUCUGAGAGCUUUGAAUAUUGAUCUACAUCUAGGAUUCCACCUAGUUUGGGGAGGUCGCCAUCGAUAAGAUCCCAGGCUGGAUGAACACAUCCUACCCUCAUCCCGGUAUCACCACACAAGUUCCCUGCGGGUUCUGUGACUUGACACGGAAACUAUCUACUCCCACAACAAAGCCGCUGUCAAAGCCUCGAAUGAAAGGCAGUGCUUUUCCCAUGCCUUGAAGAGACUGGUGAAGUUCCAGUUCUCUAGGUAGUACCGAAGCGAGGAGAAAGAGCUUUGCUCAGAGAGUGUUGGGUGGUCCUAGCAAUGCCAGCAAUGGGUGGAAAAUAUUGGGAAUCUGGAGCAUUUCUCCGCACAGUGUCCUUGUUCAGUGACAUCAGGGCUAAUCAUUGUGAGCUGCUGGUGAUGUCCAUAUCUUCCAUCCGCUGGUGUGACUGGGGCUAGCAGUGCUAUUGGGAACUGAGAAUGGGAAGAAGAGUGGACGGUAGAGCUGCUCACAGCCUUGGGAUGCUGGUGUAGGGAGUUUCCCACAGCCUUGGGAUGCUGGUUUAUACCAUCUGUUUUGGCGAAAGAGAAAGUGGCCCUUGGUGCAAGGAUCAGGUUACAAUGAAGAAGCACAAUUCUAAGCCCAUCACAAAACCAUUAUUUUAAAGCUAUGACUCCCAACUUGAGCUCUGUUUAUCAAUUAAUAAUUAUUUUAAGCUUGGGAUUUAAAGAGUGGUUCAGAAAAAAUCUAAAGUAAGAAGCUCUACACAAAUAUGUUAGUUGAACUAAACCAAUGUCUGUUGAGCAUUUACUAUGUCCUUGAGCUGAUGCUGAGAAAUAUAGAAAAGAUUUUUAAAUGGAGUAUGUUAUACUCAUGUAGGAUAUGCAAAUGCACAAGUAUAAAAUAUUUAAAUGUGUAUAAAAUAGGUGUGCAUAAAUUUCUGUGAUUUGACAUGCAGGUUUGAUGUUUUCUGGUUUCAGGGUCUGAGUCAAAGGUAUCCAUUAUGUUACUGAAGAAUACCACAGACAUCCAACUCUCCGUAUCAUAGUUGAGCCUGGGUCACAUCUGGGAUUAUCACACAUUCUAAGCUAACACUCAGAGAUUCCCUCUCAGGUCACAUCCGUGCAUUUUCCUCACUCAUCUUUGCCAGCGUCACACCCGAGUACUCUUUGUCCUGUGCACCAGACUCCCCUUUGCGAUCUUUUGCGGUCCUCUCCAGACUACAGGACUUCUCCCUGCGGCACCUCCCUCCUUUCCACACAGCUGACCGCGUUCCUCUCAAAACACAAUCUGGCAGCCAUCUGUAGAAACAAAUCUUUCCAUUCAGUUAGACCCUUGAAUCCCUGUCUGUCUCUGUUUAUCUUUGCUCUCCCAGCCUUCUAGAACGGAUAGCCGUUCUUCACAUCCACCCUCACUGCUUACAGCUCUGCAAUGAGUCUGUAAUUCGCUACUCACCUACAAACUCCGAACAGCAAUGUUUCAAUGAGCAUCUUGCUACACCGAACAGCGUUUUCGUUUUUUCCCUGCUAUCUUCCCUUAGGUGUUCCCCUGAGCUGAUCUUUGGGAGGUGGUGCGUUCUGUUUUGCAUCUUAGCUCUCAGGUCCCCUAUGACCUCACUGGUUUCUGCUUUUGCUCAGCCUUGACUUGGUCUACAUUCCAAGUUUGAUUCUCCAUGUUAACUCCUCAUGAUCUUUCCGACUUCCACAGUAUUUAUGGCUCUGAGUGAAGAUGAAUUUCAAAUCUUCUCUCUUAGACCCUAAUUUUCUCUUCAACGUAAUGCACAUAUUUCUGAUCACCUCACUUUAGAAUGACGCAAAUACCCAGAUCUACACCUGCAAAUCAGCAUAAUGAUGAGCAGGUUCUCCUGGCUUAGUGGUUCCAUUGGUCACCUGUUGCCACGCUAAAGUUUUGCCAGGAAUUUUUGCCCCCUUCAUGUCCCUGAUUUUGCAAGUAUGAUCGUUUGGAAAACCUAUUGAUUCUCACUCAAAAGUUUUCCCGCCUAUCUUUCCUUUCAGGCCCUUCCCUCCCGUUGAUUAUUUCGGCGUUGUAUAGCAUUGUCCCAAGAAUUCAUGUUUUGGUCUACUCUCACCUGUUUGUGCUUCCUGACCACAGUUAUUUCAGGUUGUCUUUAACCCCGGACAACAAACCUUUAUUGAGCUCCCCUUGACAUGGUUUUCCAGCAGGCAGCACCUUAGCUGGUGUGCUCUUUGUCACAGGACAGUUCAAUUAUAUAGCUGUCCCUUAACAUUCCUUAGUCAUCUAGAUUUACUUGUAUCUUAAACUUCUCUCUUUUCCCAAAACGUCCUGCUCCCAACUCUUAACUCCCAGCUGUCUUGCAUAAUCCACUCCCUCUAUACAAGUCUUCAAAGACAAUAACACAGCAACAGCAUCUGUUUCCUCUCAGAAUCUGUGCAGCAAAACAGAGGCAUAUUAUGAAUGUCCAUGACAUUUUAAUUUUCUCUCCUGGGUGGCAACCAUCAGAGACCAGCUUCAUAAUUGUCUGAGUGUACAUAUUGUCUUCCCUGCUAGAUUCUAAACAGGUCAUGGCUGAGUGUUCUGUAUAUGCCCUUGUCUUAGUGAUGUUUCUUUUCUCACCCUUUCUGAUGCUUUAUGACAUUGAGUUAUUGAACACAACACCUCCUGACUUAUAGCUCAAGUAAAAAUACAUCAAAAUUUCAAUGACUUGGUUCAGGGAGAAUUUUAGUGUCUCAACUCCUCUUUUCUUUGUAUCUAUGGUUGGACUCAUUGCCCUAGAAUAGAGAGUAUCACUUCUGGCCGGAUGCCCUUCUUGUUCUUUAUUCCUUAUGCAGUCUUCACUUUUUUCUCUUGGUUCCUUAGAUCUACUUAAGAAAUCUCACCUAUUUGUUCGGGUUGGUGAUUAUCUCUGUCUCUGGAGAAAAUCAUGGGGCUGGUCCUGUCCUUUUACCUCACCUGCUCUGGUACCAACUAAUGCUCUCUUUCUUUCUCCUGGCCAGCCUCCUCUAUAAGUCUAAUAAUGACAUUGGUCAUGAAUUAUUCUCCUUUGGGAAGCAUCUUCUGCCACUGAGUGCUAAUUUAAAGCAUACUGUAGUGAACCCAACUUGAAUAAGUUACAGGCAGUGACAAGCCUGCUUUUCAAAACAGCAGGCAGAGUUCAUUCUUCAUCGAGACAGGAAGGGGUAGAGAGAUUAUUACUGGCAAGCUGGAGUGAAACUUGUGACAAUUUAGGAAGUAUCUAGUAAAAAUUAAAAUGUUAAGUCUAAAGGGAUAGGAUUUUUUCAGUUUUAAUAGUUGUAGAUAGUAUUGAUCCUGGCAAUGGGGAUAAUUAACAUGAGAUGGAGAGCAAAGUCCAUCUCAUGAUAUCAUGAGAUACUUGCUUUAAGCCAUGAAACAGACUGGCACUAGCUAAUGGACGUGUGGAGAGGCAGCUGUUCUCUCAAAGAAGGCAUCCAGGAACUUCUGUUGGACCAAUGAACAGACCAACAUUACAGACAGUUUUACAUGAUUAUUUUAUAUCUUAUUCUAUCUGUGUUUUAAUUUACCAGUACCUGUAAAGGAUGAUAAAGUCAAAGAGUAAGAGGCCCAUAAUAGGACUUUCCUUCACGUCACAAGUAGAGCUGGGGGUCUGUUGGUCCCUGGCUUUGAGGGUCCCUUCAGGAAGCAGAGAACUCCCAAAGGCCUUACUUGAGGCUGAUGGCUUCCCACAGGCCCAUUCCUUUGGCCACAGACGAUUUGCAAAAACUCACCCUAACAUUGGAGAAUGAUUUCCAGGUGUCUUCCAGAUGAAGAGAGAAUUGUCCUUGGUUGUAACCUGAGAGACAGAAGCAAGACCAAUUAAAAAUGAGGGACAUUACAAAGAAUUUUCCAAGGGCCCAUUCCAAAGUGUCUGGGGACUUUAGGCUGUUUGAUCACAUGCUAGAAAUGCCAGGAGCAAGGGUGUCCAGAAAGAACUCUGACCCUGAGAUAAGGAAGCUGGACCCAGUCUCAUCUUUGAGGUCCUAAACGCUUAUGGGACGUCUCAUCACAUGUCAUCCCUGAGUCAGCAUCCUAGUCCUUUGGAUGACACCCAGAGAGCUGUUGAUCACCAACCACUCUGGGCACAGAGGGCACAGCUUGUCCUACCAGCCUAGCUGUAGAAUGGUAACCUUUAUGAGCCCGCCUCCCCCCUGCAGGAGGAGGCUCACAGUGUUGGCAUCUGACGGACUGGAACUGCAGGGAACGUGGUCACAGGGAUGUGAAAGUGUGCAGGGCCCUGCUUCCUUCAGAUAAUGAUAUUACUUGUUUCCCAACGACAUUCUUUCUUCUUUAAAAACAAAGCAAGCAAGCAAGCAAG